Molecule: messenger RNA, 780 nt
Organism: Scheffersomyces stipitis CBS 6054
Lineage: Eukaryota; Fungi; Ascomycota; Pichiomycetes; Serinales; Debaryomycetaceae
Gene: HEM4
Product: uroporphyrinogen-III synthase
Exons: 1
Coding region: 1-780 (259 amino acids)
Biological process (GO): uroporphyrinogen III biosynthetic process
Molecular function (GO): uroporphyrinogen-III synthase activity
Source: RefSeq, a predicted model, not a curated record
AUGCCAAAAGCGAAACCGGUACUACUUCUCAAGAAUGCUAGUGUACCGACAGAUCCGUACGAGGGUAUAUUUCUCGAGAACGGCUUUUGUCCUGAGUUUUUACCACUUUUGACUCAUCGUCACUUCGACAGGGAACGGACUUUGGAAUAUCUAAGAAGCUCAGAAUUUGUAGACGAGAUCCCGGUUUUCAUCAUAACGUCACAGAGGGCUGUCGAAAUGUUAGGCGACUGCCUUAGUCUGCUUGAACAAGAAGUAAAGAAGAAGAUCUUAUCGAAGAUUGGCUAUACUGUGGGACCAGCAACUUUUUCAGUGUUGAAGACGUUGGGAUUCAGCCUGAUCAGAGGCGGAGAGCGCGCUGGAAACGGACUGAAGUUGGCAGAGUUGAUACAUGAAGAAGUUGGAGAUAUUUCUACAAGAAUGGUGUUCUUCACAGGAGUUGUCAGAAAGGAUAUAAUCCCGAGAAAGCUCAUGGAAUGGAAUCAUAACUUACAGGAAACUGUGAUCUACACAACAGAAGUGCGAGAUGAUGUAGUUAAAAACUUUACCAACUACAUUGAACGAACUUCUGGUGGCUGGAUCGUAUUUUUCAGUCCUCAGGGAACAGAGCUGAUAGUGGAGUAUAUACGAAACCAGCGACAAAGCCAGUUCAAACUCGCUUCUAUUGGUCCUACCACGGAAGAGUAUCUCUUGGAGAAUAGUAUAAAGCCAGAUAUUACUGCUUCUAAACCACACGCAUCUUCAUUGUAUGAAGCAAUAGUUAAUUCAGAGAAUACAGCAUAA